CUCCUGCCUUUUAUAUUUGGUGAUGAGAAAGAAAAGGGUUUCAGGACUCCGUUGGAGACGUUGGUACAGAAUAAAAUGGCAGCCCAACACACAUCUGGCCCCAGGGAAGGAAGAGACCCUGAUGUUCUCAAGGCAGGAGGUCUUGGGACCUUCUGGGAAGGAACAGCACAGAAGGUACGAGGUGAGGAGAUGCUCAGCUCAGAUACGCAGUGCCAGAAAUUCAGGAAAUUUUCCUAUGAGGGGGCUGAUAGUCCUCGAGAGAUUUGCACUUGGCUCCACCAUCUUUGUCGCCAGUGGCUCAAGCCAGAGCAACACACAAAGGCUCAAAUCCUGGACCUGGUCAUCUUGGAGCAGCUCCUGACCAUCCUCCCCCUGGAGAUGUCGUGCUGGGUGAGAGAAUGUGGAGCAGAGACCACUUCGCAGGCGGUGGCCCUGGCAGAAGCUUUCCUGAGUCUGAGUCAGGCAGAAGAGAAAAAGCAGGAAGAGCAGAAGAGGAGAAAUCCCUUGGUAGAAAUCCAGUUGGAUUUCCAUGAAGCAGAGAAACCUCCUUUUAACACAGGAAAAAGACCUCAAGGACAAGAAAGCCAUCAAGGCAAUGAGGAACGUUCCAGUUCAGUAGGGUCUGUGAAGAUGCUAACGACAAGUAUUCCUUCGUCUCUUCCUGGUGAUGCAGCGGAACCAGAUCAG
Molecule: messenger RNA, 687 nt
Organism: Pogona vitticeps (central bearded dragon)
Lineage: Eukaryota; Metazoa; Chordata; Lepidosauria; Squamata; Agamidae
Source: RefSeq, a predicted model, not a curated record